Peromyscus californicus insignis is the source of this 1515-nucleotide messenger RNA. Its product is annotated as sperm motility kinase 2B-like. Gene Ontology annotation, biological process: intracellular signal transduction; microtubule cytoskeleton organization; protein phosphorylation. Gene Ontology annotation, cellular component: cytoplasm. The coding region runs from base 1 to 1515 and encodes 504 amino acids. The record is from RefSeq and is a predicted model, not a curated record. Lineage: Eukaryota; Metazoa; Chordata; Mammalia; Rodentia; Cricetidae. The transcript has a single exon. Gene Ontology annotation, molecular function: ATP binding; tau-protein kinase activity; protein serine/threonine kinase activity.
AUGAGCUCUAGUAGUAAUGAAGAGGAUGCCACAGUUCUUGGAUCUCCAUCCAGCCCCCCGGAAAAAGAAAACUUCUACUUGCAGUAUUUGAUGUUGAAGACCCUUGGCCGUGGAGGCUUUGCCGAAGUAAAAAUGGCCUACCACCGCUUCACCAGCACCCUGGUGGCUGUCAAAGUACUUGAAAAAGAGAAUAAGUGGUGCUUACCGAUCAAACCUGAGGUAAAUAUUAUGAAGAUGAUCAACCACCCCAACAUCAUCUCACUUAUCCAAGUGAUUGAGUCUAAGAAGAAAACGUACCUCAUCAUGGAGCUGGCUGCGGGAAAACAGCUAUAUCGAUACGUCCGAAAGGCUGGACACCUGGAGGAAGACCGUGCCCGGGGGAUCUUCAGGCAAAUCCUAAGUGCUGUGAGUUACUGCCAUGAACAUGGAAUAAUUCAUCGGGACCUGAAACCGGACAACAUCAUGGUGGAUAGGAAUGGAAAAGUCAAAAUCGUCGACUUUGGCCUUGGUGCCAAAGUUAGGCCUGGAGAAAAACUCAGCUUUUACUGUGGGGCUUACAGAUUUUAUGCCCCUGAAUUUCACCUUAGAAGACUUUAUGACGGCCCCAAGGUCGACAUAUGGACGUUAGGAGUGGUUCUAUAUUUCAUGGUAGUCGGGAAAGUCCCAUUUGAUGCUGUCACCCUACCAGAGCUCCGACAUCAGAUUGUGAAUGCGAAUUAUACUGUCCCCUUGGGCAUGUCACCAGAGCUCCAGGACCUGCUUAGCCUCUUAAUGACAGUCGACCCCAGUCUUAGGCCAACAGUGGAAGAAGUGAAAAGACAUCCCUGGCUCAGGGAAGACAUGGAGGCUUCACCAAAUGACUGUGAAGAAAUGGUCCCUGGCUUGCCUGACCCUGCAAUUGUGAAAGCCAUGGAACACAUUGGGUUCCAAGCCCGGGACAUCAAAGAAUCAUUACACAAGAGAAAAUUCAACCAGACCAUGGCAUUUUAUUGCUUACUAAAAGGGCAGGCUCUCCAGUGGCCUACCUGCACAACCUUGGCUCAACCUGUGAAUCCAGGGGUGGCACCAUUCCCUUCCCUAGAGGAUCCUGUUGCUUUCCCUCUACCACCCAGGAGGAGGAGGAGUGAGCCUGCCCUUGGCACAUUGCUCAGAGGGUCAUCCACUAGUGGUCAGGUGUCUGCCUAUGGCCAGCGGCCAGGUCAAAGAGGAGACAGAAGGGCCACCAUUCCUCUCCACAUGCCACUCCAGAGAACAAUCACUUCGGACCAAGACCACCAAUGCUCCAAGAGUGCCCCCUGCAUUUGCUCAGUGAGUACCAGCACUGAUAACACAGAAGACAUCUUAUGCUCCCACAGAGACUCAGCAAAGGACAAGUCCACCCGCAGCCAUGGCCAGCCUCGAGGCUUGAGGGCAUUGGCAAGGAGGAUAGGAAAUGCCUUCAUGAGACUCUUUUGCUGCUGUCCAUCAAGGAAGAAACCUCGCUGGGGGCAGAACAAAAUCUUGCCUCAGAAAUGA